Porites lobata is the source of this 6507-nucleotide messenger RNA. NCBI's taxonomy places the organism in Eukaryota, Metazoa, Cnidaria, Anthozoa, Scleractinia, Poritidae. The record is from the annotation of a GenBank genome assembly.
AUGAUUGCAAAGUGUGUUGAGAGCUUUACCAGUAGCUUUAGAGGUUUUGGCAUUGUCAGGUACAAUCAAAACUGGUGUGCCUCAUCUUCCUGUUGAUGAUCUUAGCAGAUCCCACCAGGUGGGAUCCCGCAAUCUCACAUUUCGGUUUUGGAAAAAAUCUAUUUACUGGGUAUUCUGGACUUAAAAUUCUCUAUUCAUAUGUUUCUCCUAUGGUUAUGGUUAUAUUAUACUAGAAAUGAUGUGAAUCACAUUCUCUUCACAGACUUGACAGAACUAUGCAAGAUAUUGUUUACAAGCUCCUUCCAAGGAUUGAAAGGGGUGAGCUAUCAUUAAGAGUAACAUGGUUAAUAUUAAUCUUUUUCAAAACUGAUUCAAGACAUUGCCUGAAAUAUCUCACAUGAAGUGAUCAUAAGACACGGACUAUCCUAUUAGUUUCUGUAACUGUUUCUGAUUACAUGUAGAUGAUACAAUUAAUUGAACCUUUCACUUUUACCCCAAGUUUGGUCAAUGUUAUUUGGACUGAACCCAGAAUUUAAGUAAACCCAGCUACUUAUAUAACUUUGUUGAUUAGUGCAUCCUGUUUCUUUGAUUUCAGAGGAAAGGCGCAGAGAACGCAAGUUCUAUAAAGAUAGGCAGAUACCAUAUCCAACCCCCAGAGGUAUUUCCGCUGAUUUUAAGAAAUGAUAAUAUUAUUAUCUGCCCAGCUUGCAGUUCUAUAAUAGUCCAUUUUCGAGUUCACUAUGACCGCUGAAUUAAAGAAGUGAAGAUGCAUUUUUUACAGCCUUAACCUCAAUCUGAAGUAAUAUAUUCACAAAGUCCAACGAGAAGAAGACCUGUUUAUUACUCUGUCUAUUGUGUAUAUUCAAAUAAUAUUAUUUCAAACACUUACUUGCCAGAAUUUCUGAAUAUUUUUCUUUACGUCAAGGCUAACCCUGUAUGAAUGUGUUGUUAAUUUUUGUAUUCAGCUGUUAUUUUUAAUUUGAAAACUGUGGACUAUUGUCAGUGCUUAAAAUAAUUAUAAAAUCUAUAUUUUUUCUGUCUGUUGGGUCUGGCCCUGCUCCAACUACAUGCAUUUCCAUUUAAUUGCUAUAAUGUGGGAUCAAGAAAAUGUUCUAUAAAUUGCAAUUUAAAUUUGUCGUUUUUGCUCCUUUACAUUUACAUCACUAUCUGUACAGUCAUUUUUUGUACCAUUUCUAUGGCUCUCGUGUCCAUCGCAUAUAACACAGAAAGGAAUUAUGUAACAAACAGAAGGUGGUAUCAAGAAAUAAUACUUGUUAAUUAUUGAUAGUUCUGUUUUUUAUUGUUUGUUUGUCUUUUUUCUGUUGUAGCUUGUCAGACUUCAUCUGUACCAGGACCAUCAAAUGCUGUCAAGAAACAAACAGCAUCAUUACCCAAAAAAACAAGCAAACCAAAAGUAACAAAAAACUAUCAUAGAACAGAUGAACAAAUCUCUCUUCAACUUGAGACAUUUAGGUUAGUGAAAUAAUUGAUAAAUUAAUUUCGAAUUAAACCCUGCCUUUUAAUAGUUGUGAGAUGGAGGCUGUGUGGUAGAGUGGUUAACACCUCAAACUCUGGAUCUGGAGAUCUGGGAUUCAAGCCUCACCUGUCCCCUUGUUUCCUUAGACAAGGAACUCUACUCCACCUUGUCUCUCUUCACCCAGGUGUAUAAAUGAGUAUCAGUGGCAUACUGCUGGGGGUACCCUGUGAUGGACUAGCAUUCCGUCCAGGGGGAAGUAGCUUUAGAUACUCCAAGGCAGCUUCAUGCUAAGGAAAUCUGAAUAAGCUCCUGCUGUUUGGGCCUUUGACUCGUGUGCGCCGUUUACCUUACUUUUUUACCUUUAAGUUGUGAGAUUUAGUGAUACACCUGUAUAGAUUAUUUAACUAGGCCUUAAGAGAGCAUGACACUGUCUGUAAGAUAACAUUGUUUCCAUAAAUGAAUACCUGGAGAAGAUGUAACAAAGUAAUGUACACCAAAAGCCACUGCAAGAUGUUCACUUCUUUUUUUGACCAAAUAGAAUGUUAUCAGACAGUGUAAUAGCAAGUUCGCCCAGGGGUGGUUUUUACAAUAAACUGGGGUUCCACUGUAUUAUGUACUAUAAAUCGAGUUCAAGGUAUGUACUGUGAGUUACAGACCAAGUUUUUUUGCCAUUGAUUUAUGGCCUCUGUGUGAAGUGCAUUAACCGUCAAUCAAUGGGGAAAAUGAGGAUCUGUAACGUUAAGUAUGGACUGAGAGUAUGAGGCUAGUAAAAAAAUUGUUUUAUCUCAUGGCAUGGCAUGUGGGAAAGGGAACAUGUUAGGGCAGUAUACUGAAAUAUGGCCAGCAACAUCCACCAAUCACAGUACAUGUACUUACUAGGAGAUAUUAUAUGCGUAAUAAACAUCUGCUGAUAAAUUAACUGAAUCAGAUGUUUAACUCCAGUCCUCCUGUCUGAAUACAUCACCCAGACAUAUAUUUUAAGAAGAGGCUUAAUAAAAUAUUAGUUUUCAAUUAGAUUAUUACAUUAUACAGUAUAUCUUACAUGCCAGUUGUAAAUAACAAUUAUUGUCCAUGUAAUUAGCACUGUUUUGUGGACUUUUUUUCUGGAAGUAUCUAGCCAGCUUAGCCAGUGCGCACUCGCGUGGCAUUGCUUGCUUGUAGGCUCGAAAAUAGCGCUAUAUAAAUCAAGUGUAAUGUAAUGUAUAAAUAAAUAAAUAGAUAUUACUAUUACUAACUAUAACUAACUUGAUUUCUAUGUGGCUGGAUGAUAAUGUUAUUGUUUACUAACAAGUCUUGUUAAAAUUGCAGAGAUGGAAGUGGUGGCCCAGCAAAAAUACAGGUAAAUGUUAACGUUGUUUCUUUUUUAGUUUUGAAAUAGGUCAAUGAGAAGCCAUUGGAGUCUCAUAAAGUCACUUGUAUGCAAUAUUGAAUAAAUCAGUAUUGACGAAAGUUGAAAUAGAGCGGUUUUCACUUGACUGUCGAAAGGGAUUGGUUUUGGUUUUGGUUUUACUACGCCCUUUGGUUGGCUAGUGUAUUUACUUUGGGUUUGGGUUUACGACAGUCAAGUGAAAACCGCUCUAAAAGCCCAAUUGAUGCACUCUGGCUGCACUUAUUUGCACCAUAAAUGUAUCUGUGUUGUUGUUAGUCAUUUUUGAAUGGUUCGCUACUCUCAAGAGGGUAGGGAGGGGGUUCAGAACGUAAAGAAUGUUAUUUUAAAAAAGGGUAUGCAGCGUGUAGGGAAUAUGGGAGUGAACUUUAUAUUUAUUGGUUGAUUGACUGAUUGAUUGAUUGAUUGAUUGAUUAAUUGAUUGGUUGAUUGACUGAUUGACUGACUGAUUGAUUGAUUGAUUGAUUGAUUGAUUGCAGCCACUUCAGAAGAAAUACAUGAGACUCUCUUCUCAAGUCACCAUUGGCUUAAUACAAAGAUUUUUGGCAGCUAAACUACACUUGGAAUCUGCGAACAUGGUGAAAAGAUUGCAGUUUAGUUUGUCUCUUUUAAACCUAAAUCGCUGCUCGUAAGAUGCUUCGCGCCAAAAGUGAAACGCGCCCACCUGAAGCCGAAACACGCUUGUAUUACUUCGUUUUCACUCGUACUCUAGACCGUUUCAUUUUACCAGUGCUCACAUUCAUGGCCAACGCAAAAUACGGCUUUUUUGCUGUCUACAUAUACAUCUGUCGCCAGAAAUGGUUACGGUGGAAAACAUAAAAACAGUCACAUUCUUGGAAACCAAGAUAAGAUAGAUAGUGAAGCAAGAGAAAAUUUCUGCGAGCAGAGGGUAAGAAAUGGGUGCUGUCGAGUUUUUUCCCUUUUGGUACUGUUCCUCGCCUUACUAUAAAUUCGUGCCUGGUUUUAUGAGGAUGAAAAAACGCAUGAUUUUUACUCUGUGUAUGGAUUGCAACUUGCAGUCCGCCUUUGAAUCCGUCGACUUCUCUUCCGUGGGCAUCAGUACACCCUCGUUUAUCGUGGCUUUCGUGUGCAUACGCCCUCGUUUAUCGCGGCUCGCGGCGGAAGUGAUUACGCACAGUUUACUCUGUUCAGUAUUUACACGCCAACUUAAUUAGCUAGACGAGUCUUCUGAUCGGAUAGUGUGGUUAUUAGUUGCCCUUGAUCACAUUGUUGUACAACUGAUUGAAAAAACGUUGUCGCUUGAAAAAAGAUUUGCAUCUGCACGAGCAGCUCGUGAUAAUGAAGAGUUUUGUCGAAAGAACUUUGAAUUCGCUUUUCUUAUGAACGGACAGUCAACUCUCGCCAAGACGGACACCUUUGGGACCGACACUAAGUGUCCGUUUUAGAGAGAUGUCCGUCUUAUAAAGAGUCAAAUAAAGGGAAUAAACAAAGGCAGGGACCAACUUUAGGUGUCCGUUUUACAGAGGUGUCCGUCUUAUAGAGGUGUCCGUUAAGAGAGUUGUAUACCCAUAUCGCUCAUGGUUUAUACUCUUUAAGCGACAACGUUUUUUUAAUCAGGUAUAUUAUUUAGUGUAACUCGCACACUCGUUAAUGACGUAUCCUCUGUUAGGUUGGUAUCCUGUUUGACAAAACGGAAAUGGGGAAAGAUUUAACGCUAAAAUACAUCAGCGAAAAUCUCUGCACCCAAGAGGUAUGGUUAGUUUUCUUUUUUAACUAAAUGUUUGCUGACCAUUAGUCUCCUAUGCUGCCCUUCAUGAGGGAAUUAAAAGAUCCGACGACGUUGACAACGCCGCUUAAAAACUGAAUUCCCAUUUUUUUAAUCUUCAUCGCGAUGUUUCCAUCCCACUUACUUUCCACUGGAAUUGAAUUUUUAACAUCACUUUUGAGAAUAUAUGUUGAACAGCAUACGAAACGUCAAGUUUAUAAAAAUGCGAAAACUCGCAAUGUUUAUCACCGCUGUUUGUGUUUAAUUUUUGAUAAAACUAAGAUGGCCUAAGAACAAGAGUCUCUAUGAUACCAUAUCCAAGUUCAGAAAGAGUAGGAAAAUUUCCUCUUCGCUUGUUUACGUCUUCCAUAUAGCAUAAAGUUAGGCAUCGUUUCACGUGCAGUGACGGUAAAGAAAUUACCCAGGUUGCCCCUAGGUCUGAGAAUAUUGCUGUUUUAAUUUAGGUCAAUUUCUUACUGAAGUCAUUGCUUUGUGCCUUAACCCAAACACAAAAUGUACCUGUUGCAUUAUGAUGUCAAACAAAUUUCAUCAGGGAGCAUCAACCAUAAUAAUUAUUUGUUUUGUGAUUAGUAUUAACCCUUUAAGCCCCAAUAUCCACAUACAAAUUCCCCAAACUGAUCUCCAUACAUUUCCUUAAAGAAUGAGUUGAGAGAAUUUGAUAAAAGAUCAAGGCAUUUUUACUCGGGUGAUCAUUUUAUUAAUUCUCAUGACUUAUCUGUUGACAAUGUAUGGGUAUUGUUAGGAGAAAAUUGAUCUUGGUCACUAUUGGGACUUAAAGGGUUAAAACUUGAAAAAGUUGGCCUAACUUUUUAAAGUUUCAAACCAUGUCCAUCGAUCCUUGUCAUUGCAUCGGUAGCAACAGACGAUAGGAAACAGUUACAGUGCCUGAAUAUAGUCAUAGAUAACAAAACUGGACCUUUAUUUUUGGCAUUUAAUUGAUGCGAAGACAAGUUUUAGCUGAUUAAAACGAUAGCAAUAGCCUGACAUUGUCUCUUUAAACCUCAUGCUUUUUUGACGUUCUUGUUGCCAUCGCCGUUGUUGCAGGACCUUGAGGUCCCUAUAAUUAAGCUAUGCAAUGCUACUUCCCGCAGGAGAAAGAAGCUGCCUUGUAUCCAGUUAUCUCUCUCUCGAUGAAAAUCAUUCUUGUCCCCAGACCUCCUGUUCUCUUAGCCGGCGAGGUCUGAGCACGAGGACCAGGAGGUCCUCAGGCCCUCGUGCUCAGGGUUCCUCAGGCCUCGCCGGCUAAGGGAACAGGAGGCUCUGGGGACAAGAAAGAAUGAAAAUUUGCGCGCAAAGGAAGUGGGAAGCAACCUCGUUCCCACGGAUCUCUCGUACCUGUCCCCCUCUCGCUCCGUAGACACGGGUAGGACGGAACCCUGGGAACGAGGUUGGGCGGGAAGGAGAAAACGGGCGAGAUUUCGCCCCUCUUUUUUCUUAUGCUCAUUUGCGCUUCGUCACCAGUCACUCGCGUGUCACUCGCGUUUCGCGCUCGCGUCUCCUCAAAAAACGAGGCGCCUUAGGAGAGGCAGAGAAAGAAGUGUUCCGAGCCUUUUUUACUCGCACUUACAACAUUUUUUUUUUUCCUUUUCAGGAAAAUUCUUCUGGACCACUGAUUCUUCAUUACAGAGCAGUGGAUGUAAAAAGCUGAAUCAUUGGGCAGUGCAUGGUGUCAGAAACAGAAUAAUUACGUCUUGCUUAAUAGCACAGUUAAUACUCGCAUCAUGAGAGUAAAUUAAAAUUUGCAAGGAUAGGAACAAGAUGUCCUUGAAAAAAUGUGUGCUCAAAAAGGUUUUUAAAGAAUUCCUUCAGCCCGCAUUCAUCGCUGCGUUACCUCCCUUCGCCCUACAAAAAUUUUUAUGUUGCAUUUCUGUUUAUUACUUUACAACUUACUCAUCC